Molecule: messenger RNA, 1715 nt
Organism: Jatropha curcas
Lineage: Eukaryota; Viridiplantae; Streptophyta; Magnoliopsida; Malpighiales; Euphorbiaceae
Product: Pentatricopeptide repeat (PPR) superfamily protein
Biological process (GO): RNA modification
Molecular function (GO): RNA binding; protein binding
Source: RefSeq, a predicted model, not a curated record
UUGCUAUGAACUUGAAAUCUUGGAGGCUCUGCCAGCAAUGAGAAGGAAGGCACAGAGAGCCAGGGCGAGAGAACACCUUAAUGCAAAUCAUCGAUCACUUACAUAUACAUUUUCUUUCAAUUAACAAUCUCAUCAAACAAUGCAAAACGAUUCACCAUCUCCACCAACUCCACGCCAACGCUAUCACCAAUGGCUUCCUCUCUCUUAAUUCUUCUUCUCAAAAAAUUUUGACCAAAAUUCUCUACUCCCUUAACGCCACUGCCACUUCUAAAUCAUCCACUUCUCUGUUGCAGUAUGCGGUCUCAGUAUUCAGUGCUAUCACUAACCCAUCACCUUUUUGCUACAAUCUUGUCAUUAGAGCCCACACCCUCCAUUCCUCUCCUCUCUCUGCCCUCCGGUUCUUUCUCCAGAUGCGCCGUUUCUCUAUUCCUCCUGAUUUCCACUCUUUCCCUUUUGUCUUCAAAGCUUGCUCACAGCUUCGCGUUUUUUUUUUGGCCAAUUCCCUUCAUUCUCAAGCUUUUAAAUUUGGGUUUAUGUCGGAUUUGUAUGUGGUAAACUCUCUCAUUCAUGUUUAUUCAGUUUCUGAUCGUUUAUGCGACGCUUAUCAGGUAUUUGAUGAAAGUCCUCGCAAAGAUGUUGUCUCUUACAAUGCAGUUAUUGAUGGGUUUGUUAAAGUUGGUGACGUGGAAAAAGCACGGAAACUAUUUGAUAGAAUGCCUGUGCGAGAUUCUGUGUCGUGGGGUACUAUUAUAUCGGGGUAUGCCCAAGGAAGCUAUUGUAAAGAGGCAAUUGAAUUAUUUAAUCUUAUGAUGGAUUUAAAGCUUAGACCUGAUAAUAUUGCACUGGUGUCUGUUCUUUCUGCUUGUGCGCAACUAGGUGAUCUGGAAAAAGGAAAGGAAGUUUAUUAUUAUAUUGAAAAAAAAAGGAUUUUAUUGGAUUCUUUUCUGUCAACUGCCUUGGUUGAUUUUUAUGCAAAGUGCGGGUGUAUUACCGCUGCUUUAAAGAUUUUUGAAUCGAGCCCUGAGAAGAGUUUGAUUACAUGGAACGCCAUGCUAGUUGGCAUUGCAAUGCAUGGUGAUGGCCAGCUAUUACUAAAGUACUUUUCAAGAAUGGUGGAGGCUGGGGUUAAACCUGAUGGAGUUAGCUUUUUAGGAGUUUUAGUAGGAUGUAGCCAUGGUGGUCUAGUAGAUGAAGCCAGGAAGCUUUUUGAUGAGAUGGAAUCUAUUUAUGGUGUCCCCAAAGAGCCCAAACAUUAUGGGUGUAUGGCCGAUUUGCUAGGGAGAGCAGGGUUGAUCAAAGAAGCUGUAGAGAUGAUAAAGAGUUUGCCUAUGGGUGGUGAUAUGUUUGCAUGGAGUGGUUUGCUAGGAGGGUGUAGGAUACAUGGGAAUAUUGAAAUUGCAGUGAAGGCAGCAAAGCAGGUAAUGGAAUUAAAACCUGAAGAUGGCGGGGUUUAUUCAAUCUUGGCUAAUGUGUAUGCCAAUGCAGAGCGAUGGGAAGAUGUAGUGAAGAUUAGGAGGUCAAUGAGUAGCAAUAGGAUAGUAAAGAAAAAUGCUGGUUAUAGCUUGAUUCAAUUAGAUGGAGUUAUACAUGAGUUUCUCGCAGGGGAUAGCUUACAUGCACAAAGUGAUGAGAUAUACUUGGUUUUAGAUGGAAUUAAGGAACAUCAAUGUUUUUAAGGCGAGGCAAAAAAUACUGUUAUACUAAUAGUAUGCUGC